GUCACGGCACUCUUCGUCUUCAAAAAUUAAAUUUGAAUUAUCGAGCUAUGAAAAAUACAACUAUGACCAUAACGUUACAUUUUACAUUUGAAUUUCCCUCUUAUCGCCAUUUGUCAGAGGAUAUAAAUACGGUAGCGCCAUCAAAAAUGAUACAUACCUACGUUCGCGUGGUCACGCAACAACAUAUUUAAAUUAAACGGAAAACUUGUAAUGAACGAUAGCAGAGCGAAUUAUUUGUGGAAGAAAAAGUCUUCAUUUUUGUUAAAUUCUUCCCUGCUACGUACAAAACAUUUGUUGCAUAUUGUAAGAACGCAAUAUCGUGAAAGAUUUAAAUAAAAUGGCUGGUAUAUUCAAUUUGUUUGGUAGUGCAUUCGAUCUCGACAAAGAUCAAGUCGCAAAGCCGUUGUCAAGAGCAAAUACAACUCUUGGAAUUGGUGGAACUUCUUUAAAAUCAAUCAAUCAGCCAAAGCCAAAAGGAUUGUCUAUGAGAUCUAACUCGAGUUUAAAUGUACCUAGCGAAUCACAUUUGAAUCAAGGCUCAUACAACAAACAACAAAACAAUUUAAAACCAAAUUUAACACAAUUAGACAGCAAUGGUCGUCCAAUAUCGCCACAUAGAGAAUUGCUGAAGAAACCAAAUGUCCAGUUUCACAAAAUGAGCAAUCUGUUUCCAAAGAAAAUAUCGGAGAAACAGAAUGUGCAAUUACGAAAACCAUCUGGAGAAUUUUCCUUUAAGAAACCAUUGACACCAAAGAAUAUAAUUCAGGAAUCAUAUCCUGAUCCAGAGGAAUUGGCACAUUAUUAUGAUAUGCAGUUUGAUUUUGAUCAUUUUUAUACAAUAGAAGCAGAAAAGGAAUUUAGAAAAAUAUUAAUGAAUAAGAAAAAUAAAGUGCUGCCAUAUGAGGAUGAAGGAUUUCAUUCAGAUCCAGAAUUAAUAACAUGCGAAUUUCCCAUGCUACGUGUAUCAUUUGAUUCUGAUUAUGAAGAAAGGGAAAAUAACGUGACAGUUAAUUUACCAGAAUUAUCUGAUGAUGAUAUCUUUUAAUUUAAUACCACACGAUACUUAUGUAGCUUAAGACAAUUUUCUAAUAUUUUAUAAUAAUCAGAUGAUGAUAUCUUUUAUUUAAUACUAUGAUACUUAAGUAAUUUAAGACAAUUUUCCAUUAUUUUAUCUAAGAACAAUUAUACGAGAAGUUUAUGUUAAGAAGAUUUUUGUGAAAGGUAUUAUAUUUUGUAUACUUAACUAUUGUAUCAUUACAAAUACUAAUAAGUCAUAAAUAAAAUAUUUGCAUAUGUAACGA
Molecule: messenger RNA, 1301 nt
Organism: Megalopta genalis
Lineage: Eukaryota; Metazoa; Arthropoda; Insecta; Hymenoptera; Halictidae
Source: RefSeq, a predicted model, not a curated record